Messenger RNA from Bacidia gigantensis, 831 nucleotides. RefSeq lists its product as uncharacterized. The record is from RefSeq and is a predicted model, not a curated record. NCBI's taxonomy places the organism in Eukaryota, Fungi, Ascomycota, Lecanoromycetes, Lecanorales, Ramalinaceae. The coding region runs from base 1 to 831 and encodes 276 amino acids. The transcript has 2 exons.
AUGGCGUCGGGUACUACACGCAACUUGCCAGCUUUCGGCCUCAGAGCUCCAGCUAGCGAUGCUCAAUCGACGUCACCCUUAAUACAUCCCGAUGCGGCCGAAGUCAUUGUAGAAGCUCAAUUCAAAAGCUUUCUGACCACCUAUUCGAUGCUUCAGGCGCAGUUGACAGAUGGAACGAAGCAGCGGCUUCUCAAGAAUUGCACGGACAAUUUUGCUUGCAGUAAACGACCAUCGCAGGAACUUCAGGAACUGUUCUCGCAAGAGCCUUCGCUGCUUAUCUUCGAUAACACUAGCAAUCAUACAACAAUUUCAAGGUUCGUCGGAAAAACCCAUCUUAUCGAAAUUGAAAAUGAAAAUGAAGAUGGAAACAUUGACCCCACCACAAGACGUAGUUCAGACGCCACAAUUCGAAACACUACUAUCGAUGAGAAUGCUCAUAUUUGUAACGGUGAUGUAAAUGGUAUCAAAGACGGUGGAGUCUCUCUUGCUACGGAUGAAGAAGACGACGCCUCGAUAAGCUGGGAUGAUUAUAUCGCCGGCCGGGACGCAGAAUCUAGUCUCGACGAAUUUGACAAUGCAAAUCAAUCGAUAACUUCAGAAAUUCGUGACGAGGCUAUCGCCGAAAAAGAAAGCCUACCAAAAGGCUGGGAAGUACAAAUUGUAGCGUAUGAAGCUGAGAUCAAGGCUCGCGAGGACAAGCUUCAUCAAAUUGUGGAUGAUAUAAUUGACAUUCUCAACGAACGAGGAGCAGUCAAUCGUAAGUGCGGCUGGUGUGUAUCAUUGAAGGACACUAUUCUGAGUGCGGUAUUUCCUGGAAUACCGAUUCAUUAG